ACCUAUCCGCUUUGAUUCGCAUCAUUCGCUUGUUUUCUCGUAAUGGUGGAUUGUCGUUUGUUCUACACUACACACAGUAAUGUUAACGGUGAAAGAAAAGAACUUGAAUAUUUUUCGUGUUUAGUGAAAAUUAAUUAUACAUUAUAGUAUGUCGAUCAAGCAAAAUAUAAUAAUCACCGAAGCAGAAAAAGCAUAUCGCACAAAAUACUAUCAUUUUUUUCAAGUGGUGAGUAAGCGGCAAAUCUCUUGCUGUUCCUGUGGCAACGAACUAAGUCCAUCAUCGAAAUUUGUAUUUAGUCAUCCUAUUUUGGAAAUCCUACAAUGUAAUACGUGUUUGGAUAAAUUCAAGAAUACAAAUUUUAAAUCCAGUAAAAGCAAAUGUCUCAUUUGCUGUAGCAGUAGUACAUACAAUUGUAGCAGUAAAUCCUGUCCGCACGAGUUUUGUCGGAAAUGCAUUAAGAGAAACGUAAAUAAAUGCAUUCAAGAGGCUGAGAAGGACAACUGGAAAUGUUUUGUAUGUAACGUGAAGCCAUUUUGGGAAUUAAGAGGAAUUUGUGCUGCUAUUAUGGCUUUACCAAACAAAAGACAAUCAUUGCGGAAUAAGGAGAAAAUAAAUUCUCCCUAUCAACAAAGAAAAAUGCGAAAAUCAGAGAGAACUGUUAAGAGAUUAACAAAAAUUUGUGACGUCUCAAGUGGCGAUAGUUCUGAUGAAGAUGUAAAUAAAGUUCGUCCACUAUUUCAACCAAAUAGACGUAAACUUUAUUCCUCAAUUAAGGAGAACAUUGAAAUUAUUCAGGAAAAUAUUUCCAGUGACGACGACGAUGAUGAUAAUGAUGAUGAUGAAGGAAAGAAAGAUCGAAAGAAAGCAACAUCGAAAUUUCAUAAAAAUUUCUCAAUCUAUUUUACAAAUUUAAGAAAAUCACUCGCUAAAAUUUCUACCGCUAUCGAUGCAUGUGAGGAGCAAUGUCGUAAUAAAAUUUUUACAUCAAAAAACGAUGCACUCGAAAUAACGAAAAGUUUCGAGAGCGUUCUCAUGGAAACCGAAACCCUAUCGAUCGAAAAUUCGAAGGAAAUCAAUAAAACCUAUCAAUCGUGGUCUAGAAAUUAUAGUUCAUACUUUAGAGAAAAGAAUGGUUACAAGAAACGAAAGAAGAAAAAAAAUAGUUCAACAAAUGAUGAAGACGAGGAGAAAAAUGGCACCGAAGAGGAACCAAUCGAAAAGAAGAGAAUUCUAAAAGUAACAAACAAUGAAGUUCCAUCUGAUUGCGAUUCCGAUGAAAUAUUUUCCGCUAACGAUAAAACAAAUUCAUUAGAUAAAUCUGACGAUUCCACGAGGAGGCAGAACGAAAAUUCUCAUGGGGAGAAGAGGAAAAAAUUAACCUCCGAAGAGGAAGACAGUCAGAAAACAAUAAUAAGAUCUAGACAUAAUUCUUCUUUGGAAGAUUGUUCCAAUGAUAAGGAAACGGAUAAAUCGAGAAAGGAUUCAAGAAAGGAUUCGAGAAAGGAUUCGAGAAAGACAUCCGAUUUAGAAAAUUUACAUUCCACUGGUAGAUUAACAAACGAUUCUGAUGAUGAUAGAGUAUCGACAGAAAUUGAGAGAGAAGAAAAUACCGAAGAGAAGGCGAAGAAAAAAUUACUCGAAUCAAGUAGUUCGGAGGAAAUUAAAAAACGAACCUCGAGUGAUGAUUCGCCAACUGACGACGAAAGCGCUUCCAAAACAAAGAAAAAGAAACUUAAGGAAAAAAUUUCCGAGAGUUCCGAGAGUGAAAGGAGGGAAAAACGAACUGAAGAGCAAAAGGAGAAAUUACUAACUAGUGAUUCUGAUUCUGGAAACAAAUCCUCAGAUUCGAAGAAAGAAAAAAGUGAGUCAAUGAAAAAGAGGAAAAAAUCGGAGGAGAAAGCAAAGAAGAAGUUGCUACAAACAAGUAGUCCGAGUGAGGACUCGGAUUCGGGAAAAACAGCCGAUUCGAUGGCAAAUGAAUCAGAGGUGGAGAAAACAAGUGAAGAAAGAGAUAAAACUUCCAGAAGGGACAAAAAAUCGGAAGAGAACGCAAAGAAGAAGUUACUUCAAUCAACCGAUGAUUCAGAGUCUGAAAAGGAGAAAAAAUCCACGGAAUCGAAGAAAAAAUUGCUGCAAACUAGUGACGAGACGGACUCCGAAAGAAAGAAGGAAAAUUCUGAGGAGAACGCAAAGAGAAAAUUACUCGAGAGCAGCGAUGAUUCCGAUUUGGAAAAGGAGACAAAAAAAGAAUCAAGACCCGAAAUAAUUGAAGAAACCCCCGAAGAGAAGGCGAAGAAAAAAUUACUCCAGACUAGCGAUGAUUCCGAUUCGGAAAAAGAAAAAAAAUCGAAAAGUAUUGAAAGCACCGAAGAGAAGGCGAAGAAAAAGUUACUCGAAACGAGCGAUGAUUCCGAAAAGGAGGCGAAAGGAAACUCGAGAGCGGAAAGAAUUGAUGAAACACUCUCUAAUGACGAUCAGAGUUCGGAGGAAAUCGCGAAGAGAAAAUUACUUCAGUCAAGUGACGAUUCCCAAUCGGAGGCAACUCAGAACCAAAAUUCAAAAGAAGAAGAAGAAAGUGAAGAAAGAGAUGAAAGAGAAGAAAGAGAUGAAAGAAAAGAAAGAUCUACUACCGAAAAAGAAAAGAAAAAACCCAACGAUAAUGAUAAAUCGAAAAAAGAAUUAGAAGCAAAAAGAAAAUUACUCGAAUCAAGUGAUUCGUUGUCAGAGAAAGAAAUCACACCGAAGAAAAAUUCCACUGAAGAAAAUACGGAAGCAUCGGCAAAACGAAAAUUACUCGAGUCCAGUGACGAAUCAUUUAACGAAAGAAGAAAUUCGAAGGAAAUGGAAAAAAAUUCUGAGGAAGAGGCAAAGAAAAAAUUAUUAAUAUCAAAUAGUGAUUUAUCGUCUGUCGAUGAUUCGAAAAAAAAGGGAAAAAAAAGAAAUUCAUCAUUAUCGUCGUUUUCUUCUUCUUCUUCAUUGUCAUUGGAUGAGAAAAGUCAGGAUUUAUUUACAUCAUUCGAUGUUGAGAAUUUAAAGAGAAAGAGAAAUAAUUCUGAUGAUGAUGAUAAUGAUGAUGAUAAUAAUUCUGAAACAUGUCGUCAGAGACGUAAGAAAAAAUUUAAAAUUACCAAAAAUCAAUUUUACAGAGCCGAUGAGAAACUACGUAAGGCGUGUCGUGUUGAAUUAGAAAGAUUGGGUAGGAAUGUUCUUAGAAAUCAUGCGAGAGCACUGAAAAAAUCGAGACAACAUCUGGAGCGAGAGAAGCAUAAAAGUCUUUUAUCAAUGGAUAAUUUGGAGAAAGUACGAAAACGCAAUAAGUUUGUUUCAUCGUCGGACGAUGAUAACGAUGGUUCUGAAUCCAAAGUAAAUCAACGAAAUCGAAAGAAAGUCAACGAGAAGGAUGACACAUUAAUGGAUCAUUUGAAUAAAGUGGAAAAUGGUGAAGUUGAUGAUAAACAGGAGCUAAUGAAAACUUCUGACGAUGAAUCCGCAAAUGAGUUGCCAAAAAAAAUUGUCACAAAAAAAGAUCUUUUCAAUGCUGCUGAACAGAAUGCUAAAGAUUUAUUACUCGCCAGUUCUGGAUCAGAUGUUGAAAUGGCACCUGAAAUUUUCGAUGAGACUGAAAAUGCGAUAGAGGAGAAUAAAGGCAAGAAAAAUAAAGAAAAAGCGCCUAAAGAAUCGAAGAAGAAAGAAAAAGUAGAGGAAGUAAAAACUGAGGAAGACAAAUCAGAGAAAAAUAACAGCGAUGAUUCCUCAACUGACGAAAAGGAAUCUAAGAAGCAAACGGCAAAGGACAAAUACAAAAAUGAUAAAUUACUUAGCACAAAAAUUUCAGAUUCAGAUUCUGAAGUUGAGAAAGCAAAGUUCGAUAAGCGAAAAAAGAAAUUGGAAGAGAAAGAGAAAGAGAAGAAGAAAAAGAAGGACGAUUCCAGUUCAAAUGAAGAGGAUUCGCAAAUUAAAAAAAAGAAAAAGCGUGUCAAGAGAAAAAUAUUAGAUUCAGAUUCGGAUAUUGAAAUUCUCAGUGACUCGGAGGAAAGUUCAAGUUCUUCAAAAGCCUCGAAAUCGAAGGAAGAUACGAAAAAAUCACGUAAACGAGGAAAACAAAAAUCUACAGACUCUGAUGAUUCAAUUGAAGAGAAAAAACCGAAAACUAAAAGAAAACGAAUAAAACCAGUUAGCGAUAGUGAUAGCGAUAGCGAGGCUGUCACUAAUUCACAGAGUUCACCAAUUAAGGGUGGCAGAAAAAAUAUACGAAAAGUUCUCAAAGACAAACAAGUCGCCGAUGACACAAAACAAGCGGCUAAAGAAGAAGAGGAACGUCUCAAGAGAAUCGCAGAAAGACAAAAAGUGUACAAUGAAAUGUACGAGAUUCGAUUGGCGGGAGAGGAAAAAGUUGAUAAAUUGGUAUUAGAUUUUGAUGAGGAGACGAAGAAGGAAUUAAUCUCGGUUGAUCCUGGAUUAGUGAAGCGUUUAAAACCCCAUCAGGCAAAGGGAAUAAAAUUCAUGUGGGACGCCUGUUUCGAGUCUGUGAGUCGAAUUAAUUCGUCCAAGGGCUCGGGAUGUAUUAUUGCCCAUUGUAUGGGCUUAGGAAAAACUUUUCAAGUCGUCACAUUGGUUCACACUCUUCUCAGCCAUAAGGAGACUGGUGUUAAUAAUGUAAUGAUUGUCUGUCCGCUGAGUACAGCUCUCAAUUGGGCCGGCGAAUUUGAAAUGUGGCUCAAGGAUCUCAAAAAUUAUGACGACAUUGAUGUCAUCGAACUCGGAAGAUUUAAGCAGAAUUUCGAGAGGAAAUAUCAGCUUGAAUAUUGGAAGAAAAAUGGCGGAGUAUUAAUAAUUGGCUAUGACAUGUUUCGUACGUUGACGGCAACUGGUAAAAGACUGAAAAAAUCAAUGCAAACAUCGUUCUUGCAAUGUUUAGUUGAUCCAGGACCAGAUGUUAUUGUCUGUGAUGAAGGUCAUUUAUUGAAAAAUGAAGAUACAGCAUUGAGCAAGGCAAUGCGAAGAGUUAAAACACUUAGAAGAGUAGUUCUCACUGGAACUCCACUGCAGAACAAUUUAGUAGAAUAUCAUUGUAUGGUUCAAUUCGUGAAACCAAAUCUUCUUGGAACGAAGAAGGAAUUUUCAAAUCGAUUCGUUAAUCCGAUUAAAAAUGGAUCGACUGCUGAUUCAACGCCGUACGAUGUGAAAUUAAUGAAGAAACGCGCGUUUAUUCUUCAUAAUUUAUUGGAGGGCAGCGUUCAACGUUUCGAUUAUUCUGUACUCACGCCUUUCCUGCCACCAAAACAGGAAUACGUCAUUUCUGUGAAAUUGUCACCACUACAAGUUGAACUUUAUCAGUAUUAUCUCGACAAUUUUACAAGAGGAGGAUCAGCUAGAGGACCGAAACUUUUUGCUGAUUAUCACGCAUUGCAAAGAAUCUGCACUCAUCCAAUUGUUAUGAGAAUGAAUGCGGAGAAAAUGGAAAAGAAAAGACUUGAAGAAGAGUCUGACUCGGAGGGUUCGCUGAAAGAUUUUAUCGACGACGGAAGUGAUACAUCGGGAAGCUCUUCUAAUAGCGACAAUGAUGGAAGUGAUGUUCAGUGUGUUGAUUCUGACAAGGAAGUACCAGCUCCCCGUCGAGGAACACGAGCCAAUCCCGUUGAAAAUGCAGGAGCGGAGGCAGAACCAGAGACUAUAGAGCCAAGAGAAUGGUGGUCGGAAAUGAUAAAACCUGAACAUUUCGACGAUAUGCGAGUUUCUGCUAAAUUAGUUCUUCUCUUUGGAAUUUUGAAGGAGAGCGAAAAACUCGGCGACAAAGUACUCGUUUUUUCACAAUCACUUUAUUCUCUAACACUCAUUGAGGAUUUUCUUUCUCGAAUUGACGACGCCGCACAAAAUAACACCGAAUCGGAGAAUAUUGAGAAUCACAGUGGAAGCUGGAGUUUGGGAUUAGAUUAUUUCCGACUCGAUGGUCAAACCUCAGCGGAUAAUCGAGCGCUUUGGUGUAAAAUCUUUAAUCGCGAAACAAACACAAGAGCCAGAUUAUUUCUCAUAUCGACGAGAGCCGGAGGUUUGGGAAUUAAUUUAACCGCUGCAAAUCGUGUGAUAAUUUUCGAUGCCAGCUGGAAUCCCUCUCAUGAUGUGCAGAGUAUUUUCAGAAUAUAUCGUUUCGGUCAGAAGAAGCCGUGUUACAUUUAUCGUUUCCUGUCGAAGGGAACAAUGGAAGAGAAGAUUUACAAUCGACAAGUAUCGAAAUUGUCGCUCGCGUGUCGUGUCAUUGACGAGCAACAAAUUGAACGACAUUUCAAUAGCAGCGAUCUCGACGAAAUGUACACAUUUAAUCCAAAUCCACCGAAAGAUUCGCAGACUCUCAGUUUACCGAAAGAUCGAUUACUAGCGGAACUUUUCCUUAAGUACAAGGAUUUGGUUCACAAUUAUCACGAACACGAUUCGCUUUUAGAAAAUCAGUUGGAUGAAGUAUUAGACGAGGAAGAGCGAAAGUUAGCGUGGCAGGAGUACGAAGAAGAAAAGAAGGGAAGACCUGUGAUGCAGUUCAAUAAUGUAAAUCCAUUUGGAUUAAAUCCAAUGAAUGUAAAUAUGUUCCCUAAUCAGGGAAAUAUAGUUUCUGAAGUUGAACGUAUGGUUCCCUUGUUGAGAAAAGACUAUCCUACCCGGACUGACGAUGAAUUGCGAAUAUUGGCGCAAAGUACUGUUCUAAACAUGUAUAGUAGUAUAAUGGAACGACAAGCAAUGCAGAGGACUCAUCAAAAUCAGUUUGUUCAACAGCCUUACGCAAUGAAUUCGUAUAUUCAACAACAACAGUAUCAAUAUCAACAGCAGCAACAACUUUUGCGAAUGCAAAGACAGCAACAGCAGCAGCAGCAACAACAACAACAGAAUCCAUUUACGAAGAUGUCACCUGCUGGCAGACCUCCAGGUAGACCGCCCGGCAGACCUGUUGUAGUUGAUAUUACGUCUCCAAAUGGAAAGGAAGAAUAAGUUUAUUGUUCAAUCGUAUUUUGUCAAGUGAUAUUGUUUUUUUUUUUUAUUUUCGUUUUUCAUCUCUUAAUUUAAAGAAAAGAAUUUUAUUUAUUUCUGGUAUUUAGUAACUACAAUCUCUCCAUGUUUAUGUAUAGUCUUUAAGUGUAGAGAAAAAAAAUGGAGAUAUACUUGUUAUUACGGACAAGAUUCCUUUUAUUAUAAUAGAAAAAUUUUCAAUACAUAACAUUUUCAUGGUAAUAGGAAAUUUUUAUUUAAGUUCAUUUUUAGUAUUUCAAUGAUUUUCAAUUCAAGUGAAAGAAGAAAUCUCUAGAGAAAAUAAAAAGUUUUGACAAAAAUUUGAUAGAAAAAAUUUAAAUAUUCAUUUAUAAGAUUUUUCUUUAUAUAAAUGGUUUUGUUUUCUUGAAUUUAAAUCAUUUUAAUACUAAAAAAAAUAUAGUGAAAUCUCAUUUUUUUUUUUUUUUGAUAAAUUUUAUAAAAAAAAUGUAUCGUAUAAAAAUCGAUGGACCUUUUUCUGAAAAAAAGGGGGAAAAUAUAAACUAUCUCUCGUCGUACUUAAUAAAAAAAAAAGUAAACUUCUUUCUUUGUGAUAAUGACAUUUAAAUAACUAUAAAUGCUAUUAUUAAUUGAUAAGAAUCUAUGAGAAUAAAAAAUUAUUAAGGAA
Leptopilina heterotoma is the source of this 7643-nucleotide messenger RNA. RefSeq names its product transcriptional regulator ATRX homolog. Gene Ontology annotation, cellular component: nucleus. NCBI's taxonomy places the organism in Eukaryota, Metazoa, Arthropoda, Insecta, Hymenoptera, Figitidae. The coding region runs from base 149 to 6979 and encodes 2276 amino acids. Gene Ontology annotation, molecular function: ATP hydrolysis activity; ATP-dependent chromatin remodeler activity; ATP binding. The record is from RefSeq and is a predicted model, not a curated record. The transcript is spliced from 22 exons.